GAGCAUCCUGGACUCUUCGUCGGCACUGAGUGCAAUCAUCAGCAUCAGCAUCAGCAGCAUCAUCUUCCUCCUACUUCUACUCCUCCUCAUCACCAGCACCACCGUCACCCGCAGCCCUCCGCAGAUAUGAUCAAGAAGAUGAGUCCGUCGGAGAGCGAGUUCGACAUCCCCACCAAGAACUGCUACCGCAUGGUGGUCCUGGGCUCCACCAAGGUGGGCAAGACGGCCAUCGUGUCUCGCUUCCUCAGCGGCCGCUUCGAGGAGCAGUACACGCCCACGAUCGAGGACUUCCACAGGAAGUUGUACUGCAUCCGCGGGGACGUGUACCAGCUGGACAUCCUGGACACGUCGGGCAACCAUCCGUUCCCCGCCAUGCGCAGGCUCUCCAUCCUCACAGGUGACGUAUUCAUCCUGGUCUUCAGCCUGGACAACCGGGACUCGUUCCGCGAGGUGCAGCGCCUCAAGCAGCAGAUCUUCGAGACCAAGUCGUGCCUCAAGAACAAGACCAAGGAGCACGCGGAGGUGCCGCUCGUGAUCUGCGGCAACAAGGGCGACCGCGAGCUGUGCCGCGAGGUGCGGCGCGAGGAGGUGGAGCAGCUGGUGUCGAGCGGCGAGCGCUGCGCGUACUUCGAGAUCUCGGCGAAGCGGAACACGAACGUGGACCUCAUGUUCCGCGCGCUCUUCACCAUGGCCAAGCUGCCCAACGAGAUGAGCCCGGACCUGCACCGCAAGGUGUCCGCGCAGCACUGCGACAUGCUGCCCCGCAAGUCCGUGCGCGGGCGCAAGGUGAAGGACGGGGACGCGGACGCGUGCGCCUACGGCAUGGUGGCCCCGUACGCGCGGCGCCCCAGCGUGCACAGCGACCUGCUGUACAUCAAGGAGAAGGCGGUCGGCGGCGCGCACGCCAAAGACAAGGAGCGGUGCGUGAUCAGCUAAGCCUGGCUGGGCGGAUGGAACUUGGCGAGAAAACGACAGGAGGAGGAAAAUUGGUGUUCUGCGGCCGUGCCGUGGGGCGCGUGGACUCGUCUCUCGGCGUGGACUCCCGGGGGGCUGAGCGCCGCCGGCCGGGAGCGCGCGGGGACCCACUGGCGGGACGGACGCCGCCGCCGCCGCCGCCGCCGCGCCUGGCUAGUUUCGCAGAAUCGAUGUCCUUCUUUUCAAAAUUGCGUGGACUCCGAGCAGUGGCCCGACCCGUGGCCGUGGCCUCUUCACCCGGCGAGCUUUAAUUUUCUGGUUUCGCUUCAUUUAAUUUUAUCUUUUAAUUUCCACGCAAGUGGGUGCAAAGCGCGCGCGUGUGAAGUGAGUCCUUUUUGCUCUGGAUGGACCAUGUGCGGAACAACGUUUACAUUUUGUCAAAUAUACAUAUAUAUAUAUAUGUACACAUGUAUAUACAUAAACAUAUAUAUUUAUAACAGAGACUUUGGCUUAAAUAUUUGUUUGCGACAUGAACAAAUGUGGUGGUGAAUGUAUAUUUAUU
Messenger RNA from Scleropages formosus (Asian bonytongue), 1477 nucleotides. RefSeq names its product RAS, dexamethasone-induced 1 (gene rasd1). The record is from RefSeq and is a predicted model, not a curated record. Lineage: Eukaryota; Metazoa; Chordata; Actinopteri; Osteoglossiformes; Osteoglossidae. Gene Ontology annotation, biological process: signal transduction. The coding region runs from base 127 to 936 and encodes 269 amino acids. Gene Ontology annotation, molecular function: G-protein beta-subunit binding; GTP binding; GTPase activity. The transcript is spliced from 2 exons.